Molecule: messenger RNA, 509 nt
Organism: Tachysurus fulvidraco (yellow catfish)
Lineage: Eukaryota; Metazoa; Chordata; Actinopteri; Siluriformes; Bagridae
Product: FERM domain-containing protein 6-like
Exons: 4
Coding region: 165-509 (114 amino acids)
Source: RefSeq, a predicted model, not a curated record
GCGCAAACGCCAUGGUUUAUUGACUUCAAAACACAAUCCAGCUCUUAACACUAGUACAGCCGCAACAGAUACCAACACUGCUCGACUGGUCCCAACAUCUCCCAGGGUUAAGAGAAAAAAAGCAGAAUCGGGAGUCAUAUAUUAGUGAUGCUCUGGAGUUGGACAUGGAUCAGCUGGACCAGCCAUCUCGUGCUAGCGGCAGCAGCAUGGGCAGUGUUUCACGCCAAAAACGUUUCUCACGUCACUCCACAACCAGCCACAGCAGCCCACACUCCUCUUCCAAUACCAGCCAUGCCAGCACACACACUUCUGGUAUCGAGAGCAGUGUCAAGGAGCGAGGCCUGGAUGAUGAUGAGAUUGAGAUGUUGGUCGAUGACCCUAAAGACAAUGAAGAACUCACUGAUUUAGCAUUUGAGCUCAGUCAGGACCUUUGCAUUCAUAUCACUGAGGACAUGUUAACAUCUGCACAAAGCAACGGCUACUCAGGUACAAGUACACUCAUACAAUAA